Aspergillus pseudotamarii is the source of this 814-nucleotide messenger RNA. RefSeq lists its product as uncharacterized. The coding region runs from base 322 to 576 and encodes 84 amino acids. NCBI's taxonomy places the organism in Eukaryota, Fungi, Ascomycota, Eurotiomycetes, Eurotiales, Aspergillaceae. The record is from RefSeq and is a predicted model, not a curated record. The transcript has a single exon.
AAUCACCCACGCAUUCAACCUGUCUUUAUCAGCCUGAGUUUGGAUAAUCUGCCCCUUUGGCAUACCUACUCGAAUAGUAUGUCUAUCCAGCAGCUACUUCCCGACCUCAUCCCAUCAAUCACCACUCCCCGUCAAACAAGUGGAACACAUACCCCGUCCCUCAGACCACCCCGAAAUCCAUACAAUGACCAAGAAAACUGGACCAUUGCUCGCGCAUAGGGCUUCAACAUCGUAACCGAUCCAAUCUUCGCUUUCUUACAACCAGACACGAUGUAAUACACGUCCUGGCCCACGGUAUCAGGUCCGAUAGGUCUCCAGCUCAUGAACCUGGACACCUCCAGCCACUGGAAGGAGACAUCCAACCACCGCCAUCAAAUGAUGUCCAUCCACAACGAGCUCAGGGAAAUGGACCAUUACUCACUCCCUGCCAUCUCUUCUUCCAGUCCUGUCACUACCGACACCAAUAACCUCAACACACUUUAUAUUCCCAAAAGAAGAAUGAAGCCACAUGGCCUGAAAAUCCCUAUUCAGCGCAUUCUGGUAAGCAAGCUACCUCAAUCGAUACAGCUUCACUAAAAUAUCGACCUUCCCUUCAUCUCCCUUGGACUACUAUUGCCUUAGUCUGCAGACGACGUCGUUCUCUCCGAGAUGGUGGGAUAUCUUUUCUUCGCCCCCAAUCACUUCAGACCCACCUUACUAAUAUGUAGUCGGAAGAUGUACACAGAGAAGAAGAGGUGUUGGCAAUAUAGGAUAAUCACAGCGCCUUGGCAAGAUAUGCUGCGACACUGUAUUUAUGAGGUUUGCUUAGGGCAAU